CACACGCCUGCUCUCUCCUUUCUCUCUCUCAGAAUGACAAUUCUAGGUACAGCUUUUGGUAUGGCUUUCUAUUUACUUCAUGCCGCUUCUGGAGAAAGUGGCUACGCGCAGAACGCAACCCUGCCCACUAACAUCUGUGAAAGAACGAAUAAACUACCUCUUAAAACACAGCCACUUAAAGUGCAGGAAGACACGUAUGAACAGGGCAUCCGUGAUUGGGAAUAUACAGCAAAACCGCUUUGCCAGGCUGGAUGACUAAGAUUUGUUCCUCCCCAGGAGACCUGGAAGACGCAGAGCCAGAUGACUACUCAUUCUCAUGCUACAGUCAGCUGGAAGUGAAUGGAUCCCAGCACUCGCUGACCUGUGCUUUAGAUGACCCAGAUGUCAACAGCACCAAUCUGGAAUUUGAAAUAUGUGGGGCGCUUUUGGAGGUAAAUUGCCUGAAUUUGAAUAAACUGCAAGACAUGUAUUUCAUCAGGACAAAGAAAUUCUUACUGAUUGGAGACAGCGAUAUCUGUGUGAAACUGGGACAGAAGAGCAUAACUUGCAAAACAAUGAACAUAGUCAAGAUAGUUAAACCCGAGGCUCCUUUUGACUUAAGAGUCGUCUAUCGCGAGGGAGCAAAUGACUUUUUAGUGACAUUUAAUACAUCGCACUUGCAAAAGCUUUAUGUCAAAGACUUAGUGCAUGAUGUAGCCUACCGCCAGGAAAAAAAUGAAAACGACUGGAUGAACAUGAACUUAUCGAGUACAAAGCUGGAACUCCUGCAGAGAAAGCUACAACCUGGAGCAAUGUAUGAGGUUAAAGUUCGAUCAAUUCCUGAUGGAACCUAUUUUGAAGGCUACUGGAGUGCGUGGAGUCCAAGUUACCAUUUCAGAACUCCAGAAACCAAUGACACAGGGAGGAUGGAUCCUGUUUUGCAAACUAUCGGCAUUCUGAGUUUCUUCUCUGUGGCCCUGUUGGUCAUCUUAACCUGUGUGUUAUGGAAAAAAAGAAUUAAGCCUAUUGUAUGGCCCAAUCUCCCUGAUCAUAAGAAGACUCUGGAACAACUGUGUAAGAAACCAAAAAAAAAUCUGAAUGUGAGUUUCAAUCCUGAAAGCUUCCUGGACUGUCAGAUUCAUAAGGUGGAUGACAUUCAAGCCAGAGAUGAAGCAGAAGACUUUCUGCAGGGCACUUUUUCUCCACCACUCGAGGAGUCUGAGAAGCAGGAGCUUGCAGGAGGUGUGCAAGUCUUCAGCUGGCCCUCUGAGCAUGCAGUCCUCACCCCAGAAACUUUUAGAGGAGAUUCAACCCUGAGAUGCCUGCCUGGAAAUAUCAGCACUUGUAAUGUCCAUGAGCUCCCCUCCUCCAGAUCCCCAAACUGCAGAGAUGGUGGCAAAAAUGGGCCCCUUGUGUACCAGGGUCUGCUGCUUAGCCCUGGAACUACAAACAGUACUCUGCUCCCUCCUUUUCCUUUCCAAUCAGGAAUCAUUACAUUGAACCCAGCUUCCCAGGGACAGCCCAUCCUCACUUCUCUGGGAUCGAGUCAAGAAGAAGCAUACGUCACCAUGUCCAGCUUCUACCAAAAUCAGUGAACUUUACGAAACUCAGGACUGAAACCGUUGACUGGCAAAGAUGGCUGAGAAGGAAUAUUCAGAUUUCCUACUCUGCUGAGAGGGAAUGUUCAGAUCUCCCACUCUCUCCCGCAACACAAAGAAGACAAAAUUAACCCAUCUCUCCUGCAUGAGCUAAAGGAUUCAGAAACUUCUGAAACUCUGCUUUGGCCACUCUCUGGUUCAGGGGCAUCCCACAAGAAACAAGAGCGUCCAGCCUUUACCAUGUUGAUUUGGUCACAAAGUUUCAGGCCACCCAAAUAUUGCAACAGCAUUAUUUAAGAAAAAAAAAAAAACAGGAAAGAAUGAGAGAAAGGGUAGAAAAAAGGAUGAUGGAGAAAGGAAGACAGGAAGGGAAUGAGGGAAAAAAGAAAGAAGGGAGAAUAAGAAUAAUAGUUACCACUGUCAGGGCUUACUGUAUACCCAAUGCUGUAUUAAGUGCUCUACACAUUUUUUCUCACAUCAGCCUUACAACACACCUGGGAGGUGGGUGCAAUUAUUAUUAUUAUUCUCUUUCUCAUGGAUGAUAAAAUGAGG
Molecule: messenger RNA, 2129 nt
Organism: Loxodonta africana (African savanna elephant)
Lineage: Eukaryota; Metazoa; Chordata; Mammalia; Proboscidea; Elephantidae
Gene: IL7R
Product: interleukin 7 receptor
Exons: 9
Coding region: 252-1574 (440 amino acids)
Biological process (GO): hemopoiesis; positive regulation of receptor signaling pathway via JAK-STAT; cytokine-mediated signaling pathway
Cellular component (GO): membrane; external side of plasma membrane
Molecular function (GO): protein binding; cytokine receptor activity
Source: RefSeq, a predicted model, not a curated record